GACCUGAAAGGUCACAGAUUAUCGGUAUCGGCCCUAAAAAAUCGAUAUCUACUAUACAUUCUGUGCAGCGUCGGCUCUGCUAUGUGGCAGGAAGUUACGUCUGAGGGAGAAUCGUCUGAGGCAUGACGGUGUUUUGGACGACGGAGUUGUGGCUGAAGGAGGACGGCAAUAGGUUCCUGCUCACUGAUUGGCUGGAGGUGAAGGAUUCUUUCUACCGCCAUGUCCAUGGAUGUAACGUUUCUGGGGACAGGGUCCGCCUAUCCAUCACCCUGCAGGGGGGCUUCUGCCAUAGUUUUUCGGACAGAAGGGGAGGGCUGGCUAUUUGACUGUGGGGAGGGCACCCAGACCCAGUUCAUGAAGAGCGCCCUCAAAGCCGGUAGAAUCACCAAGAUCUUUAUUACCCACCUCCAUGGGGAUCACAUGUUUGGCCUUCCUGGGCUCCUCUGUACGGUCAGUCUUCAGUGCGGCUCCACUCCUACGAAGCAGCACGUGGACAUCUAUGGUCCUGUGGGUCUGAGGAGCUUCAUCCGGAUGAGUCUGGAAGUGUCCCAUUCCCAGCUGGUUUUCCCAUAUACUGUCCAUGAAUUGUUGCCUUCAGAAGAUCAGUGCCCGGCAGAAGAGUUCAGAGACUUCUCCAGGUAUACUAGAGACUGCUGCUCCCUUUCAUCAGACGAGCAGAUCAUCGCUGCUGAUCCCACUGACGGGACCUACUGUCUCCUUGAAAAUGAACAGUUUACAGUCAAAGCCUUUAAACUCUAUCAUCGUAUCCCCUCAUUUGGGUUUGUGAUCGAUGAGAAGGAUCGACCAGGGAAGCUUGAUGUCAAUAAACUACGUGAACUUGGUGUUCCCCCUGGUCCAUUAUAUGGAAAGCUUAAGCUGGGUUCUGCUGUGACCCUUGAGAAUGGACAGACCAUCUCGCCCUGUGAUGUAGUAGGAGACCCGGUUCCAGGAAGGAAGGUUUGCAUUUUGGGCGACUGCUCGGGUGUCACUGCAUCGGGAGCCGCUCGUCUCUGUCAGGAUGCCGACCUUCUGGUCCAUGAAGCCACAUUAGAUGACAGUCAGAUGGACAAAGCCAAGGAGCAUGGCCACAGCACACCAAAGAUGGCCGCCGAUUUUGCUAAUUUGUGUAGCGCCAAGAGGUUGGUGCUGAAUCACUUCAGUCAGAGAUACAAGCCUCCAGGACUGAUGAGUGAAGGGGAUGAAGACGUGACCAUUCUUAAGACACAAGCAGAAAAUGUCUUGAUAGGUCACAGCGUGAUUUUAGCCGAGGACUUUUUAACCAUCAACAUUCCACUACAAAAACUGUCAUAGUCGGUGUGCUGAUAUUUAAUGUUUUUUACAGGUGGUUUUAUAUUUUAUUAAUGUGAGUGGGUGCUGUGGGGGGUCUUCAAUAAAAUGUCUAUAC
Molecule: messenger RNA, 1405 nt
Organism: Hyla sarda
Lineage: Eukaryota; Metazoa; Chordata; Amphibia; Anura; Hylidae
Gene: ELAC1
Product: elaC ribonuclease Z 1
Exons: 4
Coding region: 220-1311 (363 amino acids)
Cellular component (GO): nucleus
Molecular function (GO): 3'-tRNA processing endoribonuclease activity
Source: RefSeq, a predicted model, not a curated record